AUGGCGAGCUGGCUGGGCCUGGCAACCACUCGCUUCAGCCACUCUCCAUCUCCUCUAGUCUUGCGCACCAAAGAUGGAGAGGAGAAGACCUUAGCUGAUGUGUGCAAGGAAAGCACACCUCCUUGCCGACUAAACCCUCUCCUAUUCAAUGGUCACCUGCAGACUAUGUGGACGUCGGUCAAGUACGAGGGUCCCUUGGUCCACUACAAACGGAAGGUUUUUCAAGCAGACUCCACGUACCUUGGCUCCUUUGCCGUCGACUUUGCCGUCGAUCCCUUCGAGGAGCAUGAUGCAAAGCUUCCUCCGCGUACCGCCUACUACACCGAUGAGGAAUUUGACAAGCUGGGUUCCGAUGACAGUAGGCCCAUGUUAAUCGCCCUGCACGGUUUGUCUGGCGGCUCGUACGAGCUGUACCUAAGAGAGGCGAUACAGCCCCUGAUUAUGGAUGAUUCGAAUUGGGAUGUUAUCGUCGUAAACUCGCGCGGAUGUGCCAACAGCGAGAUUACCAGCGGUGUCUUGUUCAAUGCUAGAGCAACAUGGGACGUGCGACAAGUUGUGAAAUGGGCUCACGAAAAGUAUCCCAACCGGCCUCUAUUCGGCAUUGGCUUUUCCCUUGGAGCGAACAUCAUCACCAACUACGUGGGUGAAGAAGGAGCUGGCUGUUUGCUCAAGGCUUGUAUUGCUGUUGGCAAUCCUUUUGAUCUGGAGGUCUCCAGCAAGGCUAUGCAAAACUCGGCCCUGGGACUGAAUGUCUACUCCAAAGUCAUGGGAAACAAUCUCAAAAGGCUCAUCGCCAAACAUAAGGAGAGCUUAUUGAAGCACAGUAACCUUGACUUUGACGUGAUCGAGAAAGUCACAUAUUUGCACGAGUUUGACAGGGCUGUACAAUGCCAGAGCUGGGGAUACCCAACAGAGAGCGCUUAUUAUAGGGAUGCAUCUUCUUCCGACUCUAUACUAGCGAUCAGGAUCCCGUACUUCGCCAUCAGCGCCGCCGACGACCCGGUUGCUGUGGACCAGGCCGUCCCUUACCAGGAAUUCAAAGUUAACCCUUAUACGGUCCACUGCAGCACCUCAUUGGGAGGGCAUCUGUCGUGGUUCGAGCUUGGGGGUGGCAGAUGGCAUGCCCGCCCUGUGGUGAACUUCUUGCGUGAAAUGGCUGCCAACAUUGAUCUCAAUUUCAACAAGGCCAAGGUUAGCAAGGACAUGGAGCCCAAAGCUCCAGACGCGCAUGGGUUUGAUCCCAUGAGAAGGAGGAUGAGGAUAAAUCCGCGACAGCUGAAAGACGACUAG
Messenger RNA from Pyricularia pennisetigena, 1290 nucleotides. RefSeq lists its product as uncharacterized. The transcript has 5 exons. NCBI's taxonomy places the organism in Eukaryota, Fungi, Ascomycota, Sordariomycetes, Magnaporthales, Pyriculariaceae. The record is from RefSeq and is a predicted model, not a curated record. Gene Ontology annotation, biological process: medium-chain fatty acid catabolic process; medium-chain fatty acid biosynthetic process. Bases 1 to 1290 code for a protein of 429 amino acids. Gene Ontology annotation, molecular function: acetylesterase activity; monoacylglycerol lipase activity.